AUGGCACGGCGUACUUUUGGGCGGAAUGAUACUGACGGCAUGGCUGGAGAUCGUUACUUGGCUAGCGAAGAAAGCACCCACCAGUCCACUAUCCAUCAGCCUGAUUGGAAUAUGGACACUCCUGACAACAGCAUUCUCAGGGCUGGCUCUUUCGAGCCACGUAGGCUGGAGAUUGACAUUGAUAGUCAAUCUUGGGUCCAUCGCGGCAUGCCUCAGCAUAAUUUUGCUCCGGUGGACGAUUUCACCGGGCGAUGUUCUCAUGCUGAUGCCCGCGGUGACAGUAGUCGGAAUACUCUGUCCCCUUGCGUUACGAGAAACGAUCCAAAAGCUGUUCUUUCCUGCUCAGAGCGUCUUAAUGCAAAUGAACAGUUCCCGAGUCACAAGGGAUAUGGAUUGACUUUGCCUUGUGGCCCUGCAAAGCCCGAUGAAUCCCCACCCUCUAACUACUCAUACAGUCGAUCCAAGCGAGUCGCCUCCUCAUCUCACGCGAUCGCAUCUCCCAUCGUCCCACGUUCGCCGCCGAAGGUGGGUAACUUCAGCUGCCUUUCUUACUCUGCUUUCCUGGAGGACGAUGCCACGCUGCUUCCCGAGCCAGAGACCCGACCCAUAUCUCAGGAACAACUGGUUAAUGAGGUCAAGGGCAUUUAUGCUGGACUUGUUAUGGUCGAAAAGAAAUGUGUCGAGAUAUGCCAACAGCAGAGUCAGACCACUAACAAGCUGUCGGAUGAACAAUGGCAAGCUUUGAUAGCUUUGCAUCGGACGCUGCUUCAUGAGCAUCAUGACUUUUUUCUAGCGAGUCAACAUCCAACAGCAUCACUAGCCUUGCGAAGGUUGCCUACGAAAUAUGCGAUGCCCGCCAGAAUGUGGAGACACGGGAUCCAUUCUUUUUUGGAGCUCCUUCGCCCUCGUCUUCCACCCUCCCUAGAGCAUAUGCUGAGCUUUGUAUAUCUUGCUUAUCAAAUGAUGGGUCUAUUGAUGGAGUCGGUUCCUGCUUUCCAUGAGACAUGGAUAGAAUGCCUUGGAGACCUCGCGCGCUACAGAAUGGCCAUUGAGGAAGCGGAUAUACGAGAUCGAGAGCGUUGGUCCAAUACCGCCAGAAUGUGGUACAAUCGCGCUGCUGAUCACUCACCAACAACUGGUCGUAUACAGCACCACUUAGCUGUACUGGCGAGACCGAAUAUUGUCCGACAGCUCUUCUACUACUCCAAGGCUCUCAUUAGCGAUAUCCCAUUUGUGAAUGCCCGGGAUUCGAUCAUGCUUUUGUUCUCUUCGUUUCUCGACAAACAUGAGAAACAAUUAUUUUAUAACUUCAAGACACUACCGAGUACUUUCCCGUGUGUCAACACUCGAGACCUGACCACGCUCUUGGCUAGCACCUCAUUCCAAGCACUAUCCCCAGCAUCCCAAAGCUACAUACAAAAAUCCACCGCUGCAUACACCAAGUUCGACAAACCAUUGACUUCAGAUAGUAUGAUGCUUCUAAUCGAAAGCCUUGUCCUCAAUUCCGACGUUCAUGUUAUCAAAUCUUGGAAGGUCUGGGGACCAGAUCCCGGCUUAAUCGCCAGCAUACCCGAUUUUGGCUCUGAAGAGAAUUUGCGUUCGAAAGGCUCUCGAGUUUACAGCAACAAACUUCAGACCCCAACAUCAAAACGGUGUGAGGUGAUCACGGAACUGAAUACUAUGAUGGAGAAUGUAUCUCACCCGAGGUUCAGGAAGCACAAUACCAUCAACUUAGAGGACUUCAGGCAAGCUACUCUACCGGGUACCGCCCAAACACACCAUACGAGUAUGUCCACGGAUGAAGUUACCUCUCACAUACUGCCUGGCUGGUCUACUACUCGCUCCAUUGUCGCCGACAAGGUUGGAGAUCGAAACAUCCUGCCGUACAUGCAUAUGUUACUAGCAUACCUGCUCAAUUCAUAUAUUUCGAGCAUUCUAUCUUUCCUUGCAGACCCCUUAAGCCAAUCUGGUCAGCUGUUGGAAUCCAUUGCGCUGAUCUGGACUUUUGGAAGCUACAAUCAAGUUAAAAAGAACAAAGUUCCGUUCCAAGAACCCGACAUAGGUGACGACCGACCUGAGAACCUUUCGACCCCUCUUUCCGCGAGUGAUGCCGCAACGGAUCAAGUCUCGGGGCCUCCCAGACCUGCCAGCCAUGUUGAAACUCCAAUCUCGGCCGCGCCACUCGAAGACAGGACACGAGAUGAUCUCGUCCGUCGCUUGCAGACGCUUGAGAAUCUGUUUUCUACUUCUCAUCUCGAGCAAUUGGAGGCUUUCCACUCAACGCCACCACUCCAAAGGCUUAAAGAUGGGCGGGCACUACUCAACAAAACUAGAGUGUACGGCCGAAGUCACUGGACAUCAACAGUCUGCGAGUUUAAAUGGACCACACUUCGAUUAUUUCUAACAGAGAGUCAUGUCGAGGAGAAGAGCGACAAUGAAGAGGUUAAGGCUCUUAAAUCUGAGAUGCGGGCCAUGCUGCAGAAAUGCAAAGUCCUUGCCAGGAGUUCGAAAGUGGCCCGGCCGAGUCGAUGCUUCUCGUGCCCCGAACUCACUAAUCUAGCAAGGCUUCCUCGUGACACCUCGGACCUGAUGGCGAAUCUAUACUUGUCCAAAUUUGAGACCUCUUUCCGCAUACUUCACGUUCCUUCGUUCUUGGCCGAAUAUGAUCAAUAUUGGACAAAUCCAUCAGCAGCUCCUGCAGACUUGAAGCUAAAGGUACAAUUAGUCAUCGCAAUAGGUUCAAGUAUCUCCCACAAACGGAGUGCGAGUGCAGAAAUUCGAUCUAUGGCUUCUCACUGGAUAUACGCUGCCCAAAACUGGCUGGCUGGGCCUCUUGAGAAGGACAGAUUCAGCAUCAGUGGCCUGCAGGUACAUUGCCUGUUAAUAUUGGCACGACAAAUCUUGUGCGUUGCAGGAGAUCUAAUAUGGGUGUCAAUGGGGACUUUGUUGCGGACGGCAAUGCAGAUGGGCCUCCACCGGGACCCGGACAACUUCCCAAAAAUGUGCAUCUUGCAGGCCGAGAUUCGAAGAAGACUAUGGGCAACAAUUCUGGAAUACAUCGUCCAGUCAUCCCUCGACUCAGGGAUGCCGCCGCUGAUUACGUUCGAAGACUUUGACACUACAGCGCCGGCCAACAUCGACGAUGAGGAAAUAAAUGAACACACAAAAGUCUUACCACAACAUCCCAGAAGCCAGGUGACAGCGACUUCUGCGCAGCUCGUCCUGCUUGACUCUUGUCGUUCGAGAAUGAAGGCGGUGCGGUGCAUGAACGGUCUAGGAUCAAAGUUACUUUACGAUGAAGUGCUUGCUCUAAGUGCAGAUAUCAGCAACGCGUGCCAGGUCAGCCUUGCCUACACAAGUAAACUCAAAUCAGCCCCAUUCAGUCAGAACAUGAACGACCUUCUCCUCCGACGAUUUUUACUGCCCCUACAUCGGCUUUUUGCUAACAAGGCAAACACAAAUCCAUUGUUCUACUUUUCCAAGAAAACCUGUCUCGAUUGUGUCAUGGCUUUCCUUUCGUCCGAUUUAGAUGAAGACUUCUCCCAAAUUUUACGGAGCGGCGGAGGCUUCUUGAAAGGAGGCAUCCUCUAUAUGUUCUUUGCAUUGGGUAUUGAAGUUGUGCAGGAGUUCCAAGAGGAGGGUAUCAAGAAUGCCCAGCCGCAUCGGCAAUGGUUAAUCAAUGCCCUUGACAAGGCGAUCGAGCUAGCAGUCGACCGUCUACGGCUGGGUGAGACGAAUGUGAAGAUGCACCUGAUGCUCAAUAUGAUUCAGGCUCAAAUCCAGCCGUCAGACAACCCGACAGAACUGAGUUUAAGGCUGGGACGAAAAGGACUGGAAGCCCUUCAGACCUCCUAUAAUAUUCUACAGGCGAACGCGGCCCCCAGCCAUGAGUGCUCGGUCAACGAGACCGACAUGACUUUCUUCGACACUGGUCAGGACACUAGCAUGAGCCUUGACUACCGAUUUGAUGACCUUCUCAUGAACACGGAUAUGAUGGACGGCAUGUUUGAAAACUGUGCAGCUCAGCUAUGGCCACAAGAUCAAGGCUAUUGUCCCUUUGUAUAG
This is a messenger RNA of Exophiala spinifera, 4065 nucleotides long. RefSeq lists its product as uncharacterized. The transcript is spliced from 5 exons. NCBI's taxonomy places the organism in Eukaryota, Fungi, Ascomycota, Eurotiomycetes, Chaetothyriales, Herpotrichiellaceae. Gene Ontology annotation, molecular function: RNA polymerase II cis-regulatory region sequence-specific DNA binding; zinc ion binding; DNA-binding transcription activator activity, RNA polymerase II-specific. Gene Ontology annotation, cellular component: nucleus. The record is from RefSeq and is a predicted model, not a curated record. The coding region runs from base 1 to 4065 and encodes 1354 amino acids. Gene Ontology annotation, biological process: DNA-templated transcription; regulation of transcription by RNA polymerase II.